CUCUCUCUCUCUCUCUCUCUCUCUCUCUCUCUCACUCACUCUCACUCUCUGCCCUCUUCUUCUUCUUUCGGAGUCUGGCUUUGGGGAGAAAAAAAGAGAAAAGAAAGCCUUUUAGUUUCGCCUCUGUCUGUGUGCGUUACAGGAGGAAGGAGGUUUUCGCUGCCCGUUCCGGAUGGAGGUGUGUGUUUGUUUUCGCGGCUCGUUGGCUGCGUUUUGAACAAGGACGAGGAAGGGACGGCUGGAUGUGAUUCCUCGGACCUCACACUGCUUCAGUUAGACUCAUCGGAGAGAGGCAGAGAGGGAGAGAGAGGUGCGAAAAACUGAGACUGUGGCUCUCCAAAGGAGAAAAAAGGGAAAUUCAGUCAGAAGUGGAAGUACAAGACCUUUUUUCUUGAUAUUUUCUGGACGUUUUCAUCGGAUGCUCUGAGUGACCGUGAAGCAGAAGCUCCAGGCUCUGGAGCUUUGAGGGUUCUGGGCUCUGUCCAGUCCAGGACAGAACCUCCUUUGAGGUUUGGAGGCCAGAGGGAGUUCACUGACCAUUAAAAUCCUCCAACCAGUGUGUCUUCUCCUCCACUGACCAUGUACCCACAGGGCAGACACCCGGUCCCUCUGCAGCCUGGACAGUCCUUCAAGUUCACCGUGCUGGAGACACUGGACCGUAUUAAGGAGGAGUUCCAGUUCCUCCAGGCUCAGUACCACAGUCUGAAACUGGAGUGUGAGAAGCUGGCCAGUGAGAAGACGGAGAUGCAGAGACAUUACAUCAUGUACUAUGAGAUGUCCUACGGACUCAACAUUGAGAUGCACAAACAGGCGGAGAUCGUGAAGCGGCUCAGCGCUAUCUGUGCUCAGAUCAUCCCUUUCCUCUCUCAGGAGCACCAGCAGCAGGUGGUGCAGGCUGUGGAGCGGGCUAAACAGGUCACCAUGGCGGAACUCAAUGCCAUCAUUGGGCAGCAGCAGCUCCAGCAUCUGUCCCACCACACUGCGGGUAUUCCUCUAACCCCCCACCCAUCCGGUCUGGCUCUGGGGGGUGGCUCAGGCCUGCUAGCCCUCACUGGAGCACUUGGAGUGUCUGCUCACCUGACCGGCAAAGAUGAGCGCAAUCAUCUGGACGCAGAGCACCUCCGAGAGGGUGCGCCCAGCAGGAGUAAAUCGGUGUCAUCGACAGACAGUCAGGUGGUGGAGGAGCGUCAGGGCCCGUCCGGUGUUUAUCCCUCACAGAGCAGCAAUGACGCCAAAAGGAGGCGCUGUGACGACAAAGACGGCCCGUCACAUUAUGACAGUGAUGGCGACAAGAGUGAAGACAACCUGGUGGUGGAUGUCUCUAAUGAGGAGCCUUCCUCUCCCGUUGGCAGCACCCCCCACUCUCCUCAUGGCAAUGGUUUAGAUAGAGCCCCCAUGCUGAGGAAGGAGCUGCCUCGAUCCCCCAGCCUGCCCCCUUCUCACAGCCCCCCCACCCACAGCCCCCCACCGGGCAAGAGCAAGGACCCUACACAGCAGACAGAGAAAUGUCCCCAGUCCCCCUCCUCUAAGUCGGGCAGUAGUUCUCCUUCUCACCGUGAGGCUCUUACCCCCGGACUCCCCGGGCCCAGCACUUCCUGUCUCCGGCUGGUCACCAAACCUGCCUCCUCCGCAGACCCCCUGGCUUUGCGCAGUCCUCUAUCCAUGACCCCUGCUUCUUACCCGGCUCAUUUCGGGGUAGUGUCUCAUGCCGGACUGAACGGAGAGCUGGCCAGUCCAGGCAGUUUUGGGGGCUCACUUACCCUCUCGCCCCAAAUCAGUACUGCAGCCAGUGCCUACACACGCAGCCCCAUGGUGGCGUAUGAAUCGCGCUCUCACCUCAGGCCCUCAGGGCUGUCCUCCUCCCUGCCUGGCUCCAGCGGGGGCAAGCCUGCCUACUCGUUCCAUGUGAGUGCGGAUGGGCAGAUGCAGCCGGUGCCCUUCCCUCCUGAUGCCCUCCUGGGACCUGGCAUCCCUCGCCAUGCCCGCCAAAUCCACACCCUCAGCCAUGGAGAGGUGGUGUGCGCCGUCACCAUCAGCACCUCCACGCGGCACGUCUACACCGGCGGCAAAGGCUGCGUCAAAGUAUGGGACAUCAGCCAGCCGGGCAGCAAAAGCCCAAUGGCCCAACUGGACUGUCUGAACAGGGACAACUACAUUCGCUCCUGCAAGCUCCUCCCAGAUGGGCGGACAUUGAUAGUUGGAGGUGAAGCCAGCACUCUGUCCAUCUGGGACUUGGCUACGCCCACUCCACGCAUUAAAGCGGAGUUAACAUCCUCUGCUCCAGCUUGCUAUGCACUGGCCAUCAGUCCAGACAACAAGGUGUGCUUCUCGUGCUGCAGCGACGGCAACAUCGUAGUGUGGGACCUGCACAACCAGACGCUCGUCAGGCAGUUCCAGGGCCACACAGAUGGAGCCAGCUGUAUCGAUAUCUCCAAUGACGGGACUAAACUGUGGACAGGGGGUCUGGACAACACAGUGCGCUGCUGGGACCUGAGAGAGGGCCGGCAGCUCCAGCAGCACGACUUCACCUCACAGAUCUUCUCUUUGGGCUACUGUCCUACAGGGGAGUGGCUCGCAGUGGGCAUGGAGAGCAGUAAUGUAGAAGUGCUGCACGUCUCCAAACCAGACAAAUACCAGCUGCACCUGCACGAGAGCUGUGUGCUCUCUCUAAAGUUUGCCUACUGCGGCAAAUGGUUUGUCAGCACGGGAAAAGACAAUCUGUUAAAUGCAUGGAGAACACCGUAUGGAGCCAGCAUCUUCCAGUCCAAGGAGUCCUCGUCUGUUCUGAGCUGCGACGUCUCGCCCGACGACAAGUACAUCGUCACAGGGUCCGGAGAUAAGAAAGCCACUGUGUAUGAGGUGGUGUACUGAGGCAACAGGGCAACAGGAGAGAGAGAGGGAGCGAUGGAUGAAUGGAUGGAAGAAAGAAUGAGUGAAUAAAAAGUGGGCAACCAUGGGCAACAAUGCAUCCUCUUCCCAGACAGUAUUUCCUGCUCAGUACCUGCAAGUACCCCCCCUCACCUCCACCAACCCCAUUCCAUAUCCCCAGAGAGAGAGAGAGAACGACAGUGAGAGAUAAAGAAUGAGACAGAGAGGGAGAGAAAGUAGCGAGAGAGGGAGGGUAAUUAGCGCAGUCUCUAGAUGAAGAGCUCAGCAGAGAGGAGAAAAGCCCACAGGAGACAGUGAGCACUUAGGGAGCUGCAGCUCACAGAAAACACACAUACCAGACAAUCGAUUCAUUAGUCCCAAAAGAAACUCCACUGUAACGAGCCUCAACACAAGCAACCCCCCACGAAAAACCCAGAGACAGCAGAAUGAGCAAGCUGUGGCCUGGCCUUGGCUGGAUUUUAAACCCAAUUUCCUCUCUAAUUUAGUCAUUGCCUGUUCCUUCCCGCUAGCUGGGUCUCCCCCAUCACACAAUAGGUACCAGCCUGGGAGGAUAUGAGCACAAGCAACAUCACUGCACUGCACAGAUAAAUGCACUUGGUGAAGAGUAACAGUGCAUUCUGACACUAAUCAAGUUAGAUAUUUGGAAAUUUGGCACAUCAAACCACCAGUCAUUUGUGAUUUUGCCUCUACACUUAUAGAAAAUAAUAUAUAGCAAAUAUGAAAUAGAAGUGUAGAGGAUGCACUGUUUACUGCUGUAAUGUUUGUUGAGCGGGGGUCUACAAACCUUAAGAUGAAAUUUUUUUUUGCUGCUGUCGGCACAAAAACUCGUAUCUCCAUUUUUGUUUUUUUUUGACAUAAUUUCAAAAAUUCAUGCAUUCAAUGAACUGACCAAAAUAAAUAGCCCAAAAUGACUUACUUUAAAAAAGUCUGGUUCUGUUGACUCUGUGAUCUUGUUCCGACAGCAGCGAUACAUACACACAUACAUACACACAUACAUACAUUUAUAUACAAUACUGUGUAAAAGUUUUAAACACCUGAAAAAAUUGCAGGUAAGAAGCUCUUUAUCUUAAGUAAAAGUGUGUUUAUUUGCUCAGAAAAGCCGUAUUAGAAUAAAUACAAAUAAGAUUAAUGUGACCUACUGUUAUUUACAGUUAGAGACUCAGUGGCUGGUUUGGCCCAUCACUACUUCAUUAUGGUAAUUCAGGUUUGCUGGUGAUGAAAUUUGACAAAUCCAUGUGAAAGUUUGGAGGGAUACUUGUAUAAAGUGAUAAAGUCAGUGUUAUGGUAGCUGGAAAUAACAUAUCAAUAGAGCCAUCAAUAAAACUUACCAUUUAAAAGCUGUUUUUGAUUGAAAGGACAAGAAUUACUUGUCAAAAAAGUCAUUGGCUAGUUAUGGGCUGAUGUGUGGUGCCAGACUUCUCCUACACUACCCACAGCCAUCAUCUCGCACAGCAAAUUGAGGUUCCUUGGUUCCUGAUGGGGACGUGCGUAUUCAGUAGCGUUAGGUUGUCAGUCAUUUACAAACACUGAAGUGUUUACUAUAUUUAGUUGACCAUAUUGGUGCACUGUUUGCCAGUCAGUGUGUUAAAAUAGAAUAUUCAUGCUCGUAAAUCUGGGUAACAAAGAAUUAUGAUCUGUAUUUACAGAAAAGUUUGUGGUAAAAUCUGAAAAUUUUCAAGUUUGAUGUCUGAACGUACCACAGCUGUCCAGAUUUUUAUACGUGGGCUAACCAGCACCUGCACCGUACUGCGCUUAAUAAUGAUGGGAAACAAGGCUGUCCUUCACCACACAGAGCACAGGACUUAUACUCUUCAGAUUAGAACUAGUGUUCCAGUUAUGAUGUGUUCAAAAACACAGUAUGCUACUUCCCUAUAUAUUCCAAUUAAAUAUUCAUAUGGUGAUUCCCAGCUGAAUUCUCCAGCCUGCGUUUUAUUUUCAUCUCCCACCAGAGACUUCCCCGGAGUCUAAUGAGGAGCAGGUUGAUCUCUCAGUAGGUUUCAUGCAGCAAAUACUGAACAGCAGCACUGUUCACUGUUAUUCCAGUGGCCCAGUGCAUGUACACAUCACUUAAGACCACAUUGUUUUGCUUUAGAGUCAGUUAAAAAUGUACGCUGACCACUGGAUCUCACAUCACUGCAGAACAUGGUUGGUUGAAGCUUGUUUGAUUGAGGCAUAAAACAUAAAAGCAAUUCAGAACUUUGUAACAGUGCCAGAGAAAUCCACUCUCCCUGCAGCCAGACUCAGGUUAGCUUCAUGCCCAAGAGGCCCUAGGCUAUAGCCCUGUUGUACCUCACAGUUUUAAAGAGCUGUGGUUGCCCACCCAAUCUGUGAUGUUUGAAGGAUUAAGUCAAGCGAUCCACGCACCACGAAACCCUGCUGGGAGCAAAUUUUGUUCUUUUGUUUUCUUUAACAUGUUCCGUUUCUUCAACUUUAUCUGAUCUGUGAACCAGAGGGCUUCUCUCGGAAUCGCAAAAAAUAUAUAUAAAAAGGAAGGAAAAAAGAAACUUUUGGAUGGACUGAAAACGGAAUCUUUUGCUUGCUACCUGUCCAAACACAACAAAGAACUGUAUGAUUUUUUUUAAUGGAAAUUAGUAAUAGUGCUACAGUGUUUUGUUCAGUCUGUUAUGCAGAAAGUAUGGUGUAUGUUUUCCUUUCUCCUUUCUAUAAAUUGCUGAAUCUAUGGCUGCCCAAAGACAGUGGGAUUUGUCUUGUGUAUGCCAGACCUUCUCCACUGCCUUAUCAUCACAGCCUAUCUUUAAAUGUCAUGCUAUUGGAAUAUCUGUAUCUACUGUUGCCUAACGCUUUGUUUCUAUACUGAAAAACAGUGUCCAGUGUCAAGCGCUCACUUUCUCUCCCUCUCUCUGAAGCCAAGGACUUUUUUUCUGCAAAGGCACAGCUGUGAUAUCCCUCUGUAGCACUUCCUGUGUGAUGUACCAGACAUGCAUACAUUGAUUAAUUAAACUUGUGGUCAUAUUUUGAA
Messenger RNA from Pygocentrus nattereri (red-bellied piranha), 5869 nucleotides. It is a transcript of the gene tle2b, whose product is annotated as TLE family member 2, transcriptional corepressor b. Gene Ontology annotation, cellular component: nucleus; transcription regulator complex. The record is from RefSeq and is a predicted model, not a curated record. NCBI's taxonomy places the organism in Eukaryota, Metazoa, Chordata, Actinopteri, Characiformes, Serrasalmidae. The coding region runs from base 580 to 2871 and encodes 763 amino acids. Gene Ontology annotation, molecular function: protein binding; transcription corepressor activity. The transcript has 20 exons. Gene Ontology annotation, biological process: negative regulation of canonical Wnt signaling pathway; regulation of DNA-templated transcription.